Molecule: messenger RNA, 11017 nt
Organism: Erigeron canadensis
Lineage: Eukaryota; Viridiplantae; Streptophyta; Magnoliopsida; Asterales; Asteraceae
Product: protein SPIRRIG-like
Exons: 19
Coding region: 34-10584 (3516 amino acids)
Molecular function (GO): protein binding
Source: RefSeq, a predicted model, not a curated record
AUAUAGAUAUAUAGAUAUAUAUAGAUAUAGAAAAUGAAAUGGGUAUCAUUGCUUAAAGAUUUUAAAGAAAAAGUUGGAUUAACAAAUAAUACAACAGCAGGAGCUUCACCAACUGGAUCAUCACCAUCUCCUUCAUCAUCAACUGCUGCUUCACCUUAUUAUCAUGAUUCUAAUGAUAAUGCCACUUCUUCACUUGAUUUCUUUUCCACCUCUUCAAGAGACAAAUUUGAAUUGGAAUUGGACUUUAAGAGACACUGGGAAGAGUUCCGGACCUCGUCAUCGGAGAAGGAGAAAGAAAAGGCCUUGAACAUGACGGUUGAAGUCUUUUGUAGAUUUGUAAAGCAACAUUCUAAUGUAGCACAGUUGAUUACCAUGUUAGUAGAGACACACAUAUUUUCUUUUGUUGUGGGUAGAGCUUUUGUUACAGAUAUAGAAAAGUUAAGAUUGAGCAGUAAAUCACGAUUGUUGGAGAUUGACACUUUGAUUGGCUAUUUUUCAGAGGUCACAGAGGGUGGAAUUCAGGCUGGAUCAAAUCUCUUGCAGGCUGUUGAAUAUCUUGUAUCUGGGCCUAUUGAUAAACAAUCUCUUCUUGAUUCUGGGAUCUUUUGCUGUCUUAUUCAUAUUCUUAAUGCCCUUUUGGGUCCUGAUGGAAGGAAUACCUGGCAAAAAGUUACCUCCAUUGAAAUGGGGCCAGAAGUCAUGGACAACACAGGUCCAGAUCGACGGCUUGAGGUAGAGGGCAGCGUUGUGCACAUCAUGAAGGCAUUGGCAAGUCAUACUGCAGCUGCUCAGAGUUUAAUAGAAGACAAAUCACUUCAGUUACUCUUUGAGAUGGUUGCCAAUGGAUCGUCAAUAUUCUCAAGAUACAAGGAAGGUCUUGUACCCUUGCACAAUAUUCAGCUACAUAGACAUGCAAUGCAGAUACUUGGUCUGCUUAUAGCUAAUGACAAUGGAAGCACUGCCAAGUACAUAAGGAAGCAUCAACUGAUGAAAGUACUGGUAAUUGCUGUGAAAGAUUUUAAGCCAGAAACUGGAGACCCUGCAUAUACAAUGAGCAUUGUUGACUUGCUGCUUGAAUGCAUAGAAUUGUCAUAUCGACCUGAGGCUGGUGAUAUAAGGCUCAGGGAGGAUGUUCGUAAUGCUCAUGGGUAUCAGUAUCUUGUUCAGUUUGCUUUGGUCCUUGCAAAAGAUCAAAACUUUGAAAGAAGUGAGUCAGCAUUAGAGGCUGCUAAGGGAAAUGGAGACAUCUCAUCACAAGGUCUCUCACCCAUUUUAUCUAGAUUGCUUGAUGUCCUCGUGAAUCUAGCUCAAACGGGCCCACCCAAUGCUGUGAUGACUGGGUCAAAGGGUAACCGCAGAAGUCAAACUUCUUCUGAUCUCUUCCCCGAUGACGGUUGGGAUAAAGACAAUUAUAAAGUCAAAGAUAUUGACGCCAUUCAAGUAUUACAGGACAUUUUUCUCAAAGCGGAUAGCCGGGAACUUCAGGCAGAAGUUCUGAAUAGAAUGUUCAAAAUAUUCUCGAGUCAUCUCGAGAAUUACAUGUUGUGUCAGCAGUUAAGGACCGUGCCCUUAUUGAUCCUCAAUAUGGGGGGCUUCCCGACUUCCUUGCAAGAAAUCAUCCUUAAAAUUCUUGAAUAUGCAGUGACCGUUGUUAACUGCAUACCCGAACAAGAAUUACUUGCACUCUGCUGCUUAUUACAACAACAGAUAGCAUCUGAAUUGAAGCACACUAUCUUAUCUUUUUUUAUAAAGUUAUUGUCCUUUGAUCAACAGUACAAAAAGGUUUUGCGGGAAGUAGGUGUCUUGGAAGUUCUGUUGGAUGAUUUAAAGCAGCACAAGUUUUUAUUGGGUUCUGAGCAGCAUAAUGCUAUGACUGAUGAUUUAGAAAAGAAGGCAAACUCGAGCAGCUUCAAGAAACAUAUAGACAGUAAAGAUGCAAUUAUUUCAUCUCCUAAGUUAUUGGAUUCGGGUUCUGGAAAGUUCUCUCUUUUUGAAACUGAAGGCACAAUCUCGGUCGCUUGGGAUUGUUUGUUUUAUUUACUGAAGAAAGCUGAGCAGAACCAAGUAACAUUUCGUACUGCUAAUGGUGUAACAACUGCUCUUCCGUUUUUGGUGUCUGAUAUGCACCGUCCUGGCGUCCUUCGUGUGUUAUCUUGUUUAAUCAUUGAAGACUCUGCACAGGUUCAUGCUGAGGAGCUAAGUAUGUUGGUUGAAGUUUCAAAGAGUGGGAUGGUUACCAGUGUGUCAGGAUCUCAAUAUAAUCUGCAAGAUGAUGCAAAAUGUGAUGUUUUUGGAGCUAUAUGGCGGGUCUUAGGAGCUAAUACAUCUGCUCAGAGAGUAUUUGGUGAAGCCACUGGAUUUUCUCUUCUAUUAACAACACUUCAUAGUUUCCAGGGAGAUACAGGGCAGAUUGAACCAUCUCGUUUAACCGUUUGCAUAAGAGUUCUUACAUAUUUAUUGCGCCUAACAACAGCUGGUGUGUGCAAUAAUGCUGUCAAUAGGGAGAAAUUGAACACCAUUCUAUCUUCACCCACUUUCUAUGAUCUUUUGUGUGAGUCGGGCCUGAUUUGUGUGGAGUGUGAAAGGCAAGUAACGCAGUUGCUUUUGGAACUAGCCCUCGAGAUUAUACUUCCGCCCUUUGCAACCCCUGAAACAAGCGUUCUUGCGAGCUCGUCUACUUCUUUUCCCAUUAUUACACAAUCAGGCUCGUUUUUUCCUGAUAAGGAGCGGAUAUAUAAUCCUGGUGCACUGAGGGUACUGAUUCGUUCAUUGUUGAUCUUUACUCCGAAAUUGCAGCUAGAGCUGUUAAAAAUUAUUGAGGAGCUUGCUCGUGCUGGCCCGUUUAAUCAAGAAAACUUAACAUCUGCUGGUUGCGUGGAACUUCUUCUGGAGACAUUAUAUCCCUUCCUUUCAGGAUCAUCCUCUCUACUUUCCCAUGCUUUAAAGAUUGUUGAAGUACUUGGGGCUUAUAGGUUAUCAGCAGCAGAACUUAGAAUGAUUAUAAGAUGCCUCUUGCAAGCGAGACAGAAAAAUCCCGGUCAUAAUCUUGUUGGUAUGAUGGAAAAGAUGGUCACUAUGCAAGAUAUGACUUCAGAAAGUGUUUCUCUUGCUCCAUUUGUAGAAAUGGAUAUGAGAAAGCUUGGGUAUGCAUCCAUACACGUGUCAUUGGGAGAGAGAUCAUGGCCUCCUGCUGCUGGUUAUUCAUUCGUAUGUUGGUUUCAAUAUCGGAAUUUCCUGAAAUCAAAUACCAAAGACUCAGAAUCUUCCAAAACUGUAUUCUCUAAAAGGAAUACGUUGCGGAUUUUUUCGGUUGGCGCGACAGAUGGCGGUGAUACAUUCUUUGCAGAACUCCGUCUUCAAGAGGAUGGGACAUUGACGCUAUCAACCAGCAAUUCUUCUUCUUUGACCUUUUCAGGCUUAGAUAUCAACGAAAACCAAUGGCAUCAUCUUGCAGUAGUACAUAGCAAACCAAAUGCUUUGGCUGGACUAUUCCAAGCUAGUGUUGCAUAUGUUUAUCUUAACGGUAAGCUUAGGCAUACUGGGAGAUUAGGAUAUUCUCCCUCGCCAGUUGGCAAGUCCUUGCAGGUAACAAUCGGGACACCUGUAAGUUAUGCACGGGUCAGUGAGUUGUCGUGGACCCUACGAUCAUGCUAUCUAUUUGAAGAAGUAUUGACACCAGGUUCCAUCUUUUUUAUGUAUAUUCUGGGCAGAGGGUAUAGGGGUCUUUUUCAAGACACGAAUCUUUUACAGUUUGUUCCUAACCAGGCGUGUCGUGGGGGUAGCAUGGCCAUAUUAGAUUCUCUAGAGACAGAUCUGGUGUUGACUUCUAAUAGUCAGAGGGCUGAAAGUGGUAACAAGCAAGGAAAUUUUAGGACGGAUCGAAGUGGAAUGGUUUGGGAUUUUGAAAGGUUAGGGAACCUCUCAUUACAGCUUUCUGGAAGGAAAUUGAUUUUUGCAUUUGAUGGAACGUCUACAGAAGCCUUUCCUGCAUCAGGAACUUUGUCUAUGCUCAAUCUAGUUGAUCCACUCUCUGCAGCUGCUUCUCCAAUUGGAGGUAUACCACGUUUUGGACGUCUUCACGGUGAUGUGUAUGUCUGUAAGCAUUGUAUAAUUGGUGAAACGUUGCGUCCCAUUGGUGGAAUAGCUGUUGUCUUGGCCCUUGUGGAAGUAGCGGAAACCAGUGAAAUGUUACAAAUGGCGUUAACACUGCUUGCUUGUGCACUUAAUCAAAAUCCUCAAAACAUUAGAGACAUGCAAGCAUUUAGAGGGUAUCAUUUGCUUGCUCUCUUUCUACAUUCAAGGAUGUCAAUGUUUGAUAUGCGUUCACUUGAGAUUUUCUUCCAAAUAGCUGCUUGCGAAGCGUCUUUCCCUGAACCGAAAAAGUUGGAAGAAACUCAAAACAAUCUGUCACCGACACCCGUCACCCCAAAUGAAACGAUUUUUGACGAGCUUACUUCAACCACAUUCCAUGAUGAAGUUUCUUCAGAUAGUUCACAUGAAGACAUGGAUGAUUUUUCGAUGCAAAAAGACGCUUUCAGCCAUAUCUCGGAACUUGAUAACGACGUACCUCAUGAAACAUCAAAUUGCAUAGUUCUUUCAAAUGCCGAUAUGGUCGAGCAUGUGCUAUUAGACUGGACAGUGUGGGUUGCCGCUGAAAUUCCAAUACAAAUCGCUCUUCUAGGGUUUCUUGAGAAUCUUGUCUCAAUGCAUUGGUACCGUAGUCAUAAUCUCACCAUUUUGCGUAGGAUCAACCUUGUUCAGCAUCUGCUAGUUACCCUCCAAAGAGGUGAUGUUGAGGUUCCCGUUCUAGAAAAGUUGGUUGUGCUUUUAGGAGUGAUCUUGGAGGAUGGUUUUGUUAUUUCUGAACUUGAACAUGUUGUUCGGUUUGUGAUUAUGACUUUUGAUCCCCCGGAACUGACUUCACGGAUCCAAAUAACAAGAGAGCCAAUGGGGAAACAUAUUAUUGUUAGAAAUAUGCUGCUUGAGAUGCUAAUCGAUCUUUUAGUCACCAUUUCAUCAGAAGAGCUUCUUGAACAAUGGCAUAAGAUUGUUUCGUCAAAAUUAAUAACUUAUUUUCUUGAUGAAGGUGUUCAUCCCACAAGUAUGAGAUGGAUCAUGACUCUUCUUGGCGUGUGUCUUACAUCAUCUCCUACUUUUGCUCUCAAGUUUAGAACAAGUGGCGGAUAUCAAGGAUUAAUGAGGGUGCUCCCGAGUUUCUAUGACUCCCCAGAUAUCUAUUAUGUUCUCUUCUGUUUGAUAUUUGGGAAGCCCGUGUAUCCGAGAUUACCGGAAGUUCGAAUGUUGGACUUUCAUGCCCUUAUGCCAAAUGAUGGAAAUAAUGUUGACUUGAAGUUUUUAGAACUUUUGGACGCUGUAGUUGCAAUGGCAAAGUCAACAUUUGAUAGGUUAGCUGUCCAAACUCAAGUUGGUGGCGGACUUGCGGCAGAUCUAGUGGACGGAAAUACAGAAAUGACCGGGGACCUUCAGGGUGAAGCUUUGAUGCACAAAACUUAUGCUGCCCGUCUUAUGGGUGGUGAGGCUUCGGCUCCUGCUGCCACAGCAUCGGUUCUUAGGUUCAUGGUUGACUUGGCCAAAAUGUCUCCUCUGUUUUUGGCUGUCUGUAGGCGGGCUGAGUUUAUCGAGAGUUGCGUGGAUCUUUAUUUCUCAUGUAUCAGGUCUGCUCAUGCUGUGAUGAUGGCAAAAGAGCUGUCAAUAAAGUCAGAAGACAAAAACAUAAAUGAUGGUGAUGAUACUAGUAGCUCUCAGAACACAUUUUCUAGCUUGCCCCAUGAGCAAGAAGAAUCUGUUAAGACCUCCAUAAGCAUCACAAGCUUCCCUCCAGUACAGGGAAGUGCAAGUUCUGAAGACAUACCGAUUGCAUCUGACGAUAUUGAUGGAGCUUCUAAAAGUGAACCGCUGGAGACACAAAAGUUAAUUGAAGAUGCUGCACAGCCUCUCUCAACUGUAGAUUCUGAACCACCUGAUCAACCAUCUGACAGCAAGCAGUUCAAUUUCCAUGAUCUCAAAAUCACUCCAGUUAAUGUUCACCCAACGGGUUCACCGGGUUCUCCAUCUUUAAGUAUAUACGAUUCUCCGAUUUUAUCAGAGAAAUCAAAUUCUCGAUUUCAGUCAGUACCCUCACCCUCUCAGGUUUUUGGCUUGCCAUCUUGGCUGGGAUCAGCUGCUUCUCCUUCCGUGGAAUCUUCCGUAUCUUUGACUGAAUUGGAUUCGACUCCUGACUUAAAGUCCCCAUUUCAACUACCAAAUCCUGCGAAUUCAUUUUCUACAAUUAAUCCAAAACUGAUUCUUGAUGUAGAUGAUUCUGGUUAUGGCGGCGGCCCGUGUUCUGUGGGUGCAAACGCCAUGCUAGAUUUUGUUGCAGAAGUUCUUGCUGAUUUUGUGACCGAGCAGAUAAGAUCAACACCAGUUAUUGAAACCAUUUUGGAAACCGUUCCUUUAUAUGUUGAUCCUGAAUCCGUAUUGGUAUUUCAGGGUUUGUGUCUUACUAGACUAAUGAACUUUCUAGAAAGACGGCUCUUGCGGGAUGACGAAGAAGAUGAGAAGAAACUCGAUAAAACCAGAUGGUCGUUGAAUUUGGAUGCAUUAUGCCAUUUGAUUGUGGAUCGCGUUUAUAUGGGUGCCUUUCCUCAACCAGCUGCCGUACUGAAAACACUUGAGUUCUUAUUGUCUAUGCUACAGUUGGCAAAUAAAGAUGGUAGAAUUGAACAAGCACCACCAGUGGGCAAAGGGAUUUUGUCUAUUGGAAGAGGAAUUAGACAACUCGAUGCUUAUGUACAUGCGGUGUUUAAAAACAUGAAUCGGGUCACCAUGUACUGUUUUCUUCCUUCAUUUUUGAUAUCAGUAGGUGAAGACGAAUUUCUUUCGCGAUUAGGGUUACAAAUCGAGCCCAGAAAGAGAUUGUUCACAAAUGGGUCACAAGAAGAUGGGGUGAUAGACGUAUGCACAGUCUUGCAAUUAUUGGUGGCUCAUAGCAGUCUAAUUUUUUGCCCUAGUAAUCUCGAUAAUGAUCUAAUUUGCUGUCUUUGUAUAAACUUGAUCUCACUUUUGCAUGAUCAGAGGCCAAAUGCACGCAACUUAGCUGUGGACAUCCUCAAGCAUCUCCUUGUGCACCGCCGGUCAGCACUCGAGGACCUGCUAGUCUCAAAACCGAACCAAGGUCCGGUUCUGGAUGUGUUACAUGGCGGAUUUGACAUUCUUCUUACUGGAAGUUUGUCUACUUUCUUUGAUUGGCUUUACAUGUCUGAACUUAUUGUUAAUAGAAUUUUGGAACAAUGUGCUGCGAUUAUGUGGGUCCAGUAUGUUGCGGGGUCCGUUAAGUUCCCGGGUGUUCGAAUCAAAGGCAUGGAUGGUCGUCGAAAGAAAGAAAUUGGUAGAAAAUCACGGGAUUCGAUGAAGUUGGAUCAAAGACAUUGGGAGCAGGUCAAUGAAAGAAGAAUUGCAUUGGAAUUGGUUCGUGAUGCGAUGUCGACAGAAUUAAGAGUUGUUCGUCAAGACAAAUAUGGAUGGGUACUCCAUGCUGAGAGUGAGUGGCAAACACAUCUCCAACAACUUAUGCACGAGCAGGGCAUUUUCUCUUUACCCAAAUCGAAUUCGAGUGACGAGCCUGAAUGGCAGCUUUGCCCGAUUGAAGGCCCAUAUAGAAUGCGGAAGAAAUUGGAGCGUUGCAAAUUUAAAGUUGACACAGUCCAGCACAUUUUAAGUGGGAAAUUUGAGUUUGAAAAGGGGAAAACAGAAAACGAUCUUGGUCAUUACGAUUCCGAUUCUAACUCAGAUCCUUUGGCCAAUCUUAUAUCGAAUGACGCGAAGCAGGAAUCUCUUGAUGAUGAAAUGUAUGACGAGUCGAUCUUUAAGGAUUCAGAUGGAGUGAAAGUUGGAUGGAAUAGCAAUACCGAUAGGGACAGUAGCAUUAAUGAUGAAAGUCUUCAUUCUGCUGCUGAAUUUAGUAUGAAAUCCAGCUCAGCGACGGUACCACUUUCAGAAGGCAUACAAGAAAAAUCGGUUUUAAGCUCUCCAAAGAAGUCUUCUUCUACACGAUUUGAUGAGAAUAAAUCAGCGGAGGACAAACUGGAUAAGGAAUUAAGUAACAACGGGGAGUACUUAAUUAGGCCUUAUCUUUUGCCCACAGAGAAAAUCAAAUUCAGAUACAAUUGUGAAAGAGUUGUGGGUCUUGAUAAACAUGACGGGAUUUUUCUUAUUGGGGAACUAUGUUUAUAUGUCAUAGAGAAUUUCUAUAUUGAUGAGUCCGGAUGCAUCUGUGAAAAGGAAUGCGAAGAUGAACUUUCGGUUAUCGAUCAAGCUUUGGGUGUAACAAAAGAUUUCUCUAUGAGUACGGACUCAAAUUCCAAGUUGACUUCUUCAUGGGGUAUGACUGUAAAAUCACAUAGUGGGGGAAGGGCUUGGGAAUAUAACGGUGGUGCAUGGGGUAAGGAAAAGGUCACUAAUAGUGGUAACAUACCUCAUUUAUGGCGAAUGUGGAAGCUAAAUAGUGUUCAUGAGAUUUUGAAGCGUGAUUACCAGUUACGUCCUGUUGCUGUUGAAAUAUUCAGCAUGGAUGGAUGCAAUGAUCUUCUGGUUUUUCAUAAAAAGGAGAGGGAGGAAGUGUUCAAAAAUUUGCUGGCCAUGAAUCUUCCUAGAAACAGCAUGUUGGACACCACAAUCUCAGGAUCAGUGAAACAAGAAAGUGCCUUCAAGAUUAUGGCUAAAUCAUUCUCCAAGAGGUGGCAAAAUGGAGAAAUUAGUAACUUCCAGUAUCUGAUGCACCUGAACACACUUGCUGGUCGUGGGUACAGUGAUCUUACUCAAUAUCCAGUCUUCCCUUGGGUUUUGGCAGAUUAUGAGAGUGAGAAUUUGGACUUAACUGAUGUAAAGUCUUUUCGCAAACUUGACAAACCCAUGGGCUGUCAAACUGAAGAGGGAGAAGAUGAGUUCAAGAAAAGGUAUGAAAGUUGGGAUGAUCCCGAGAUUCCCAAGUUUCAUUAUGGAUCUCACUAUUCUAGUGCUGGGAUUGUUCUUUUCUAUCUUUUACGGUUGCCACCGUUCAGUACAGAGAAUCAAAAGCUACAAGGUGGUCAGUUUGACCAUGCUGACCGCCUUUUUAAUAGUGUACGAGAUACAUGGUCUAGUGCUGCUGGAAGAGGCAACACCUCAGAUGUAAAGGAACUGAUUCCAGAAUUUUAUUACAUGCCAGAAUUUCUGGAAAACAGAUUCGAUCUUGACCUCGGAGAGAAACAGUCAGGAGAAAAGGUUGGAGGUGUUAUGUUACCUCCUUGGGCUAAAGGUAGUGCUAGAGAGUUCAUCAGAAAGCAUCGGGAAGCUCUUGAAUCUGACUACGUUUCCGAGAAUUUGCAUCACUGGAUAGACCUCAUCUUUGGCUAUAAACAACGUGGGAAGGCGGCUGAAGAAGCUGUGAAUGUUUUCUACCAUUAUACAUAUGAAGGAAGUGUCGAUAUAGAUGCAGUUACAGAUCCUGCAAUGAAAGCAUCUAUCUUAGCUCAGAUUAAUCACUUUGGUCAAACACCAAAGCAGCUAUUUCAGCGGGCCCACGCCAAGAGAAGAAAAGAUAAAAAACCUCCAAUAAAUCCACUUAAAUACUCUAAUUUUCUUGUACCACAUGAGAUUCGUAAAAGUGCAGCUUCCAUUGCCCAGAUUGUCACUUCAAGUGACAAAGUUCUCAUGGUGGGUCCCAACAAUCUCUUAAAACCAAGAACAUAUGCCACGUAUGUUGCAUGGGGGUUCCCUGACCGUAGUUUGAGAUACAUGAGCUAUGAUCAAGAUAAGCUCCUUUCGACCCAUGAGAACCUCCAUGGUGGUAACCAGAUCCAGUGUGCCAGCGCUAGCCAUGAUGGUCAGGUUCUAGUCACUGGUGCAGAUGACGGAUUGGUUUGUGUUUGGCGGGUCGGAAGCUACAGUGGGUCCCGUGCACCGCGUACCUUGCAAUUGGAAAAAGCACUUUCAGCUCACACGUCUAAAAUUACAUGUCUUCACAUUUGCCAGCCGUAUAUGAUCAUUAUAAGUGGUUCAGAUGAUCGCACCGUGGUCUUAUGGGACCUUAGCUCGUUGGGAUUCAUCAAACAGCUUCCUGAGUUUUCAUCUCCGGUUUCGGCUAUUUAUAUGAACGAUUUGACAGGUGAAAUUGUGACAGCUGCAGGGAUUAUGCUUGCGGUUUGGAGCAUAAACGGUGACUGUUUAGCAGUUGUUAAUACUUCGCAACUUCCAUCUGAUUUCAUUGUCUCAGUGACCACUUGUACCUUCUCUGAUUGGCUAGAAACAAACUGGUACGUCUCGGGCCAUCAGAGUGGUGCGGUUAAGGUUUGGCAAAUGGUUCAUAAUUCUAGUGAAAGUGUCCAAACCCAAACAAACCAGACAUCUGGGCUAGGGCUAGGUGGUCAGGUUCCUGAGUACACGUUGGUUCUACGGAAGGUGCUAAGGGGUCAUAAACACUCCGUCACUGCUCUUCACCUCACAAGUGACAUGAAACAGCUGUUGAGUGGUGAUUCGGGUGGUCAUUUGAUUUCAUGGACGUUACCUGAUGAAACUUUGAGAAAUUCUAUCAAAAGGGGGUGAGCUUCGGUUAUCUUGAGGUAAUCAUGAACACAUUUUGUUAUUCAUAUAAGAGCCCAUUACCCUAAAGGGUUAACAGGGUCCGUGUCCAUCCUCCUAACACGAAAAGGGCUGGCCCGGAUUAAAGAACGAGAUGAAGAGUGAAAUCAUGGCAUCACUUGCUUUGUUGGGAACACGGAGGUAUGUGAAAGGUCUCUUCUUUUUUGUAUUUCAGACUAGUGUACAUAGAAGGGGUUAAUUAAAUCUAGAUUACCAAAUUUGAAUUUGUAUAGUUGUGCUGGUGAGGGAGAGGAGUUGGACUAUGAUGUCCCUAUUUUGAUAAGGGGAAUAUAGUUUCUGUUGUGUCUUUUGUCAUAUUUGUUCCAUUUGUAAUUUGUAAGAAUAUACAAUACAUGAUUCGUUAUAGUCUUCUAAUCUAUAGUAGAAAAUUGAUGAA